This is a messenger RNA of Venturia canescens, 1497 nucleotides long. RefSeq names its product exopolyphosphatase prune (gene pn). The coding region runs from base 95 to 1258 and encodes 387 amino acids. Gene Ontology annotation, cellular component: cytoplasm. Gene Ontology annotation, molecular function: exopolyphosphatase activity. The transcript is spliced from 6 exons. The record is from RefSeq and is a predicted model, not a curated record. NCBI's taxonomy places the organism in Eukaryota, Metazoa, Arthropoda, Insecta, Hymenoptera, Ichneumonidae.
CGAGGACACAUAGUCACAAGGACUAAUUAUUCUGGCAAGAAACUGUCAAAGUCAUCCUACCAUCCGGCUGACUUUUCGGCGAAUAAUUAUAAUCAUGAACAACUUUCUGAUUGCCUCGAAAUCUGCACUGAAUGAUCUCAAUAAAUACGAACGAGUCAGAGUUGUAUCGGGGAACAGCACUUGCGAUCUAGACUCGGCCGUUUGUGCUCUCGUACUAGGAUAUUAUCAAUACGAAAGCUUGGCGGAAGACGAUAAGAAAAAAAUUGCUGUUAUCCCUAUAAUGAACAUAUCCGAGAGGGAAUACCGUAUAAAAACCGAAGUCGUGUGGUUUCUGCGAGCCAAUGGAAUUCAUUCGGACGCCAUAACGUUCAGGAAUCAACUGGACCUUGCAGGCCUGGCGAAUGAAAAAAAAUUAGAAUUAACGCUCGUCGAUCAUCACGCGUUGGGAGUCGAGGACGAACGAUUGGCGAAUAGCGUCGUCGAGAUAAUCGAUCACAGGCCGCGAGACCCGACCUGCUCGUGGCCCCCCAGCCUCAAACUCACCCUCGAACCGGUCGGUAGCUGCGCCACCCUCGUCGCUCACGAAAUAUUAACGAAGAAUCCUACAUUGAUGGACGCUCGGAUACGCGCUCUUCUGCGAGGCCCAAUUCUGGUGGACACUCACAAUUUAUCGGCGCAGGCAGCGCGCGCACGGCCCCUCGAUCGCGAGAUCAUUCGCCGCCUCGAAGAACCCGUCGAAACUGUCCCACCGAGGGAGCAAAUCUACGAGGAAAUUCUAGCAGCAAAAACUGACGUCUCGAAUCUUACGGCCGAGGAUUUGCUGCUCAAAGACCUCAAAGUCGUCGAUGAGGUCGCUCUUCCCGGCUUCCCCAUUCUCGUUGAGGAAUUUGUAAAAUUGCCCAACGCUCUGGAAGAUGUUUUGGCCUUUGGAAGCAGGGGCUCGUUCACCCUCGUCAUUCUCCUCGGAAUGGAUCUGAGGGGCGAGGAGAAAAUAAGGCGGGACGUGGGGAUUUUCAUACCCUCGAGGACGAGCGUCGAGCAGCACCACGAGAUUUUAUCCAGACUGAUGGGCUCGGAUCUCGGGCUGGAGAAUCGCGUGGAAAAAAAGUACGAAUCCUCCGACGGGAAUAGCCACGCAUUUAUUACGUUCAGACAAACGAACGUGCGGCUCACGAGGAAGCAGAUCAUUCCGAUAAUCCGGAGCGCGAUGACGGAGCUCCGGGCCCGGAGAGUUGAGACUUUACCACCGGCGAAUUGACCAGCGCCCGGGAAAUAAUACAGACGAGCGAGCACCGCGGCGCAACAUUUUUUUCCGAGCUUCGAAGUCUCUCGGAAUAGAGCGCGUAAUAAAGCUCUCAAUCUUUCCUCGCAUUCGGGGCGCGAUGGCUCUCGGGCCGGUUUGUUCUUUCGAGUGAAAUAAAAACGGCGUUCCAUCCCGAGCAAUUAUUCGCGAUCGGAACAUUAGCGCAGCGAGAAGAAUAAAAGCUUUUAUAAGAA